AGAGUCAUUUCUCUAGACCUCCCAUUUGCCUGAAAUUAGGGGGAGUGGGGGGAAGGGUCGGACUGCAGGAAGGAGGAUGUGGCUUCCAAGCAGGCUGGAGGCUCAGCGCCUCACUUAUGAGAAAUGGUUUCUUGAGAGAAACUCGGAAGGGAACCAGUGUGGUACUGCAUUUUUUUUCCUGAAACGUAGACGGGCACCCUUUAGUAACUUGUUGGUUAUAAAGAUAAAAUGCAACACAUGCAGGAGGCCUGCUUUUGCAUCGCUUGUCUUUUAUGUAUUCGUGCUUUUUAGGCAUGAAACAAGGGUAUGGUUUAUGUUGGACUAAACAAAGACAGUGAAGGCUACCAACUUAUGUGGAACUUCCCAGGAGGAAGAGCCUGUUCAGAAGUCACUGUUGGGCUGGGGUGAUUGACGUACAUUAGUGCAGAAUUCCUUGUUGGGUCAUAUGCAUGUCAGGAGUUUGCAUACUCCUACGCCAUUUGGGUCUGACUCAUGCAACUGACUCCCCUUCCCAUCAGAUGGGCUUUGCUUUAUAUGUAAGAACACUUUUUUUGAAAUCAGCACAGUGCUCUAUUACCUUAAAAACAGAAUUGCCUGUCAACAGGGGUGCUGAAGCUGAAGGUCUUUUUAGCAGCAUGCUGGUGGAAAAUUAAUAUUUUUUGGUCCACUCUGCCAAGGAAAAGCACAGGUUCCAGACAAUCUGAGAAAUUUGGCUUUGUGAAUAGAUAAGAGUAAUGGGUGGCAUUUCUUAUUUAAAAGUAGAAUUUAGAAACCAUUUGUUACAUGGUGGUGAAGGAUAUGUUUGGAAGGGGAUCACUUUGCACAUGGGGUUUUGUCUGAAUUACUUGCCAGAUCUGCUUUCUUAUUUAAUAAUGUCCCUGAAGCAUGAAAGCUUGUCUGAUUCUACAGCAGUACUAUGAGGAAGUGGCUAGGGUGGGGCAGAGACAGCCAUACUCAAAUAUCCUGCCAGCACACCGGCCAGUCUUAAUCAGAACCUAGUACAAUUUGUAUAUUUCUUAUUAAUUUGUAUAGUGUAGGUAUUAUUAACAAUGAAUGGCAGCUCAGACUGGUGAAAAGCCAUUUUACUUUUAUAAGUCUUAUUCCUAAUAUUACAGCAACUUUCUCCUACCACCAUCCCCCCUCUCAUUUUCCAUUGAUUAUGCAUGACACUGCCCUCUUCUGGUAUACUGGCCAAUACCCUUUAAAUGCUAACCAGACUCAUAUUUAUUGUGAUUGUAUCCUACCCUUUCAGGUUUCCCAAGAGUUUUGUACGUGAUAUUAUCCUUCAUCCUGUGACGUAUGUUAGGAUGAGACAGAGUGACUUUCUUAGAACCACUUAGUGAACUUGACUGCUAAGUAGAAAUUAAAACACAGGUCUUCUAAGUCUAGUGCUGUUCACUAUAUUGUACUGGAUCUUUCUGUGUUCCCAAUCUUUAUUUUAUUUGCUUUGCUUUAUUUUUCUUAACCUGUCGCCUCCCUGACUUUCUCCCCUAUAGGGAUCAUAAUAUUGAGGUCAGCUAUUCAUACAGCUAGAUGUUUUGGGAUAUAAGUUUCAAAGCCAAGACCAUGAUAUUUCAGAAGAAAUGGUUAUUGUCAAGACUGAGAAGAUAGAUGAAAGCAGCAGUAAUGAUGGAGGAAAGUGUGAAGGCCAGGAUUCUCAGCCUUCCCCUUUGGCUCUGCUGGCAGCCACAUGCAGCAGAAUUGAAUCUCCCAACGAGAAUGCUGACAGCUCACAGGGACAACAGGGAAGCUCAAAUGAACUGGAUCUCACUGCUGCAACUCAAAUCUCCCAGAAUGCAAAUGGCUGGCAAAUUAUUUCCACCCCUUCUGGGACUUCUGACUCCCCAAAAGACCAAGGAAACAACAGCAAUGAGGAGAAUGAUUCAUCAUCCAAAAGCCGGCCUGUUACUGCUGGGCAAUAUGUGGUUACUACCACCCCUAAUAUGCAAAACCAGCAGGUCCUGACGGGCUUGUCGGGAAUGAUACCCAACAUUCAGUACCAGGUGAUCCCCCAGUUUCAAACCAUGGAUGGACAACAACUGCAGUUUGCCACGACCCCCACUCAAGUCAGUGUCCAGCAGGAUGCCUCUGGUCAACUGCAGAUCAUUCCUGGAACAAAUCAGCAACUCAUUGCAAACAGGUCUGGGACAGGAAAUAUCUUAGCUGCUAUGCCAAAUCUUUUGCAGCAGGCUGUCCCUAUUCAGGGGGUGAACACCCUUUCAGGACAGGCUCAGUAUGUCACAAACGUCCCACUGGCUUUAAAUGGCAAUAUCACCUUGUUGCCUGUUAAUAGCAUUGCUGCCAGUUUGGCACCCACUUCACAGUCAGUUACUCUCAGCAGCUCUGGCUCUCAAGACAGUAACUCUCAACCUGUGACAUCUGGCACCUCCAUCACUUCCUCCACUCUGGCUGCAUCCCAAGCCAACUCUGCCUGUUUCUUUACUAAUGCCAACAGCUACAAUACCACAACCACAACAAGUAACUUGAGCAUCAUGAAUUUUUCAACUAGCGGCACUGUGGGAACAAAUGUUCAGGUCCAGGCGCCUCAGAGGACAAGCAGUGCUCAAAACACUGACACCCUGCAGGUUGCUGGAAUCGCAGUUCAGCAAGGGCAACAGAAGGAUGCAGAUCAAAACCAGCAGCAGCAGCAGCAAAUCCUGGUGCAGCCUCAAGUUGUUCAAGGAGGCCAAGCUGGCCAGACCUUUACCCAAGAUGCCUUGCAGAACUUGCAGAUCCAGGCUCUUCCCAAUGCUGGUCCCAUCUUUAUUCGAACACCCACUGUGGGGCCAAAUGGGCAGGUCAGCUGGCAAACAAUUCAGCUGCAAAAUUUUCAGGUCCAGAACCCGCAAGCUCAGACAAUCGCCUUGGCUCCAGUGCAGGGAGUCUCCCUGGGACAGACAGGGAGCACCAACACAACACUCACACCAAUAGCUUCUGCUUCCUUGCCCAGCGGUACUGUUACUGUAAAUGCCGCUCAGCUAUCCUCUGUACCAGGCCUUCAGACCAUUAAUCUUGGGGCUCUGGGAUCUGGAAUCCAGGUGCAUCAGCUGCAAGGUCUUCCCCUCACUAUAGCAAAUGCCACUGGUGAUCAUAAUACCCACCUCAGCCUUCCUGGUACUGGCGGUGAUGGGCUAGCUGAGGAUGGCACAACCCUGGAAGAAGGGGAGACUAGUCCAGAUGCUCAACCACAGCAGAGCCGCAGAAUGCGCAGAGAAGCAUGCACUUGCCCCUUCUGCAAAGACAAUGAAGGAAGGAGCUCUGGGGAUCCAGGCAAGAAGAAGCAGCAUAUAUGCCACAUGCCAGGUUGUGGGAAAAUUUACGGGAAGACAUCUCAUCUGCGAGCUCAUCUUCGGUGGCACACUGGAGAACGGCCAUUUGUGUGCUCUUGGAUGUAUUGUGGCAAGCGCUUCACACGUAGCGAUGAAUUGCAGCGACACAAGCGGACCCACACAGGAGAGAAGAAGUUUGCCUGCCCAGAGUGUCCCAAGCGCUUCAUGCGGAGUGAUCACCUCUCCAAACACAUCAAGACCCACCAAAACAAGAAGGGAGGUGCACCCAACAGUGUGGCCAUGGAUGUGUCUGCUGUCUCCAUGGACGCAAGUGCUUCUGCAGAGGGCACUGGUGGAGCAACGCCGUCGGCCCUCAUUGCGACCAACAUGGUGGCCAUGGAAGCCAUCUGUCCAGAAAGCAUUGCACGCCUUGCCAGCAGUGGCAUCAAUGUCAUGCAGGUGGCAGAUCUCCAGUCAAUCAACAUCAGUGGCAAUGGAUUCUGAGGUGGCACGGACUGUUUGGUAGUGGUGUUGUGCAAACAUGGGAUUCUCAAGGUAGCCAUGGGUCCAAGCUAUGAAGUCUUUCAUUACACCAGUGGUGAAAGAUGGGGACUCAGCUGCACCACCCAGCCUUCGAACCCCAUUUCAGUCUCCCAGGAGUUGUAUAUGCAGAAUAAGGCCUGCUUGCUUUUCAGGUCAGCCCUCUUAAAGCCUGAUGUGAAAGCCUGGGGAAAUGGGACAGCUCAGAGCUGUUUGACUCACUUUAUUUUGCUUUCUCCUGCCCUAUAAAAAUCUCUCUGCUCCCUUAUUAGGUACCCCAGAUGCCAUCAUGCCUUGGUUCUAAAUGUAUAUGAUCACUGAAAUACUUUUUAAACAGAAAAAUCUAUAUUAUUAUUAUUAUAAUUAUUAUUGUAAUUAUAUAAAACUAUAAAAUAUGUUCAUUUUGAUGAGAGAAGUUAAAAUUGCUGUGACUAAAGUUUUUGGUCAUUGUUCGAAUGCCUUAACUUGGAACUCCUUGAGCUGUUAGGCGAUGCUCAGGCUUAUGUUCAGAUCCUAUAUUACAUUUUACAUUGUAUCUAUAAAAACAUAAAUUUAGCUUUUUGUAUGCUUGGCUUUUAGGUUUGUCUGUCUUCCCACCCCUACCUGCUCCAUUUGGGUAAAACAAAAACAAAAAAAAAAUUCCACCUCUUUUUAACUGGUUAAUUUUCAAUUUCUCCAUUGGAGAUACGCAUGUGUAAGCUCCCAGCCACUAUUUUUUUCCAGAGUAGUAGGGUCCAUGACCCAUAAUAUGUUCUGAUUUUGCAGGUAGAAGGGGGCACAGAGGAAGAUUGUGAUUAUGUUUGAGGAAGAUCAUACCUGUAGUCACUUCUAGGCCUCCAAAUACUAUAAAUUUGGCACCAGCAGUCGGGAAAACCCAUCUCAGUUCCUAAUGUAAAACAGUCAGAAUCUCUUACAUUAAAACCCGCAAUAGAACUGAGGCUCAAAUAAGCUGGUAUACAUGGAGAUGAUGAAGUGCCAAAACCUUAUUUGUGUGGCAAUGGGAUGUACAGGUUUCUUGUUGGCUUGAGUAAGGAAAUCUGUGAUGUGUGAGAAGGUGGAUCCUGUUCUGAUUUUUGUCUGUCCAAAAUACUCAGGCCAUGUGGAAAAGGAAGAAUGGGUGUGUGUGUGUGUGUGUGUGUGUGUGUGUGUGUGUGUGUGUGUGUGUGUUUUAGCUCAGUCAAUUGCUUUGCUGUGAAACACUUGGCACUUCUCCAGUUCUGUUUAAAUUGUCUUUUGUAGCUUUCAGUUAGGUUGUGGGGGCCAAUUGAUCCAACCUUUGGCCUUGCUACCCUUCCUCGAGAAAGACUUACCGUUUAUACUUGUACCUAAGUUCUUUCCAGUCAUCUUGUUCCCUCUGUGAUACCAUGCAUGUCCAUCCGGGCACUGCAUUACAAGGAAGUGCAGCUGAAUGGUGGGGGUGGUAGUGGCUGGCAGUCAAUGCAAGCGGUGCAGAAAUGUUUGAGGGCCAGUGCUAAUGGACAAGGAACAAAGAGACUCUUGGGGGGCCUGGAAUGCCUUUGUAGCACCCCCCCCCCACCAAUUUAAGAAAAGGGCCUUGGCACAAGUACGUAAAGAAUUCUCUCAGCAGUUUAGGUCAAGCUUUCUCCAACCUGUUUGUUGAAUUGCAGCUCGCAUAAUUCUCAGUCUGGGAAGUAUGGAAGUGGCAGUUCAACACAUCUGGAGUGCUCCAGCUUGGGGAAGCCUGGUUUUGGUGUUUUUCCCAAAGUGUGGGUGUGCAGUGUAAAAGAGCUUGGGUGCGUUAUCCGGCACCAUAGUUGGCCAUGCUGCUGGUGCCACGUUUUCUUCUUUCUCUACCUCUCCUUUCAGCUAUUAAAACAAGACAGAUAAAUUGCCUUCACGAAGUGUUGUGGAAAAUAGUAAAUACUGAAUUCGUGCAUGGUGGCAGCUUUUGCUAAACUGAUUUCAUUAGCAGAUAUAGAUGUUCAUUUCUUUAUGCUGGACUCCCUUCCAUGUCUUAGAGUGCGCACAGUGAGCCUACAAAUUGUGGGCAGCUUAGAAGCCCUCUUUUUUUUUUUUUUUUUUUGAUGCCACUGCUUUGCACCAAGUCCUGCCAUAAUUGCACUCCUAAACAGCAGAAGAACCAGGACACAGCUUUCCUCUGCAUUUCUCUACAGCUCUUGUCUGGCAACUCAGCAUCCCCACUUCCUAUAUCCUCCUAUAUCCACUUGCAAGCUUUCUUUUAUCGGGCCAGCCCCCCCACCCCACACACACACACACUGAUAAUAGGAAACAUGGCCCUACUCCUGUCAUAGGAAUUUGAUGCCUUCUGCAGUGGCUUGGCAGGACUGAACUUGAGCAGUUCUGCUAAACCAGAAGUGAAGGAAGUGACUCUUCAUCUUCCUUCCUUAGGAGACUGUUGGAAUUAAACAUAACAGUCACCACUACUGACCAAGAGGCUGUUUUUGUUGACUCCUGGUGCUCACCUGGCUUUGCAUGCAGCUACAGUUUUAUGAUCUAUGAUUUCUGAUUGCCUGAGAGUCUUUUUGGUCUACAGUAUUUGUUGAAAUGAGGGAAAAUGGAAACCUUGUUUAGAUCAAAGGUAUGUAUGUUUGAAUUUUCUUCUGUUCUCAGAACAAAACCUUCAGUAAUAGGGAACCAUCAUGUAAAAGACAAACUGGUAUAAGUUGUGGUGUGGUUUGUUUUGCAGUGCAGACGAAUGUUCUGGCUUGCUUGGUUUCUUUUCAUUGAGGCAGAAAUAUUAGAAUGAGCCCCUCUUGCUCAGAAAAGGGCAUGAAGGGGGAGUGAAGCGUGUGGUUCUGUGAAGUUUAGUUCCCACUCCCCUUGGUUCAGUUGAUGUAUCCUGUUGUGCAGAUGUUAAGUUGGAAAGAGCAGAACUAACUCUGCAAAGUACAAACUCUGUACAAACUCUGCAUAGUCAAUAGCCAAAGAAGCAGAUAGAAACAAGUGUGCCCAUAUGAGUGUAUGUGUUUCAUGAGCCUUAUUAAAAGUAAACUUCCAGUAUCAGCAAAGAAAGGGAGACACUGUUCAGAUGUCUUGUGUUCUCUGUUAUUGAUUAAAAAAUUGAGUAGGUUUUCAUUCCAUUUAGCAAUGUGAAAGCUAAACCUGCAAGAUACACUAGAGUCAAACAAAUCAGUGAGCUUGGGCUCCUAGCUAUUUUACUAAAUCUAGAAUUGCACCUGUGAAAGUGGUCCUCCUCAAAGCAGAAGUAAAUAGGCUUAUUUUAUGCACACCAAAUGCAUUUCAAUCACCUAUAGAAAGACUAGUGAAAUUUAUUGUGACAAACUCAGAAGGGUUGUUCAUCUUACUCGGUCCUGCUUGACUGGUUGUGAGAGAGAAUGACUCUCUUCCUUGAAAACGUUCUGGUUUCUUUGCUCAACUAGAACUGACAAACAGUAUGCCCUUCUUAAUGAAGACCAACUGGUUGGCACAAAAUGGAUGAGAAUGGCUAAAAACAUGUCUUCCCUGAAGCAGAGUUGCUUCAAAGUGAAGAGGUUUUCUGCAGAACAGGACUUUGGGGACACUCUGACCAGGGCUAGACAUUCCAAAAAAGCAAGGAUUUUCAAAGCAUGAGUUCAUUUAGUAUGAACAUUUAAGUCUGCUUUUACAAUGACAGUUCUCAAACUUCAUCCAAGACAAGACAACAAUACUGUUAGUGAAGUCAAUGCAGUGAAGGUAGGAGUAGAUGUUUUAGGUAAACUUAGCAACUAGCAGUGCAAAACUCACUUUGGUAACUUCCUACUCCAAUUUUGUCUUUUUAUCUUGUCAGAAUAGUCACUCUAAAUGUUCCUCUUGUCUCCUGGAAUACCACAAGCUAUUGAUUGGUAAUCAGAUGUCCUCAGUAUUAACUUUCUGAGAAAAGAAUGGACCCCUGAAAUGUUGGGGGAAAGGCAUCCCAAGUCAUUCUUUUUGUGGGGUUUAGACCAUGAAUGUUUGCCCAGUGUUUGCAACUGCACAAAAAUACCUGCAUAAACUAUUUCUUGUAUACAUUUUGUGUAGCUAAGGAUGCCUCAUAUUUUUUCCAGAGGGACAGCCAUGUUAGUCAUCUACAGUAAAAGCAACAACACUUCUUGUUGCGCCAUAAAGACCAGCACAUUUAUUCUAGCAUGAAUUUCUCCAUCUGAUGACGCAGAUGGUAUCUAUACCAUUGCAGAAUAAACUUGUUCAUCUUUAAAGUGUCCCAAGAUUCUCUGUUGGUUUUCCUGAUAUCCUUUACAUCUGUAGAGCAUCUUCAUUCAGAGUGAGGUUUCUUAACUUGCAAGAUUAAUGUGGCAUGAGUAAAAAAUUCAUCAAUAGCCUAUGAUUAGAACUCUUGUUUUUUGUGUGUGAAACCAAGUCCGUUGUACGGCAGCUUGCCUGACCCAAACUAUGGGUUGGCCUCUCUUGCUGAAUCUUCUUGUUUGUUUUUCUAAAGAGCAACAUUGUCCUGCUUAAAGCUACUACACAAAGGCCUCAAAACAGAAAGUGGCAUUUCCAGCCAGUGACAGAAAUACAACCAAACUGUGAUGCAUGAACACUAAGGAAGAAGAGAAACCAGUUGCUACAAACCUCUCCUAUUUCCUUUUUGGUGGCAGUGGGGAUAUAUUUUUAUAUCAAGAGUGUGGAAGCAUUCUGUAUUUUUUAUAGCAGUCCACGGAAAUUUAGUAGCUUUGGCUGCAUUGGAAAUGAUGUGUUUUGGAAAUAUUAAUGAUCCUAGAUCCCUUGGUUUAAUGCAGUAUUUAUUCCCACAAGCGUUUUUUUCCAUAAUGGCCUUAAUGAGAGAGCCCAAUGGUGGCGACUGUUGUCCUUGCUUCCUGUGCGCUGCUGGUUCUUUCUGUGUACUUUUCUGCUAGAAAUGAAGUCAAAACCAGGCCAAUGUGUUUUCUGCAUUGUCCAAAGUCACUUUUAUAUGCAGUAUUUUGCCAAAUACAUAGUAGAUCAUUAAAGAGCAUGCACUAUACAAAGAUUGUACAUUACCAUAUUUGUCUUGUUUUCUUCAAAUAACUCCCAUCUCCCCAAAACAAGGAUGAUUAGCUCCUGAGCCAUAGAUAGGAAAGCCUACAUGGUCAAUCCUGCCAGUAUUUUCCCCCUUGUUAUAAAUAAGUUACCUGAAAUUUGUUCUUUUCUACCAUCAUUGAGACAAACAGCAGCAAUGGAAACUUUGCUACAGAAAAUGUCCAGCAAAUGCCUUUUUGGGUAGCUCUAAAACUAAUCUUCAGUUGAAGAUCUUAAUUUUCCUCUGGAAAUUAAGCUGAGAGAGCUUCUUCUGACUUAGGCAGUCCAGCUUGUGGACUGUGCUGUGACUGCAAUCCUGCAUAGAAUUUAAGCUCCCGCUAGGAACUGGUGUGUGUAGAAUGGUGUCUUCAGCAUCACUUGUGUUAUUUUCCCCGUUGCAAAGAAGGAUUUGGCACUACCUCAUCGGUUUCUUUGGCCCCAUCCACAAGCAAGGACUUUGACCCUUGAAGUCUUAAAUUCCUAGCCAAAUGACUUCUUGUUCUGUCUGCUUACACAGCACAAUGGGCUAAUGCAAAAUGCAUGAGUUACUGGGGAGCUCUGCCCUCUCCAGUGUUGUUUCAACAUAGCAGAAAUCCCAUGUCCCCGUUUGGGUGGGAAAGAAAGAAAGCACUGCCAAAAGCCUCUGGUGUGGAAAUAUCUGAAGGAUCCUAAUAAUCCCUGUGGGUUUCAAAAAGGGAGUUGUCUGUACUACUAAACAGUUGCAUCCCCACUUUUGUGUGUGUGUGUAUCUGCCUGUCGCUCUCUCUCCCUCUUUGCCUGUCUGUUUUAUCUGUGGUGGGACAGCCUUGUGCUGUAUGCCAGGAUAAUGUUGUGAUGUUUGGUUCUCUUCUGAUUGAAAUGGUCUUGGGGCUGCCUUCCACAAGAUGGUCUCUGCUUACAUACACACACUGCCUAGUUUUACACAUGAAACCUGAGAAAGCAUCCUUUGCUGUAUACACGAGGCCCCAAAAAAGGUUCAGCUGUUCAUUUUGUUAGCAGGCUCAGGUGGUCAUGUAUACACCUCCCCCCAUGCUUCUUCAGGAUGGGAAUGAUUACCUUACUGAGUGCUUUCCAUAUUUCGAAGUGGGGCAGCACUCUAUGUACAUUUAGGAAAAUAGCAUUUAGAAGAUGCAACAGAGGGAUGCAGAAUAGCCUUUUCCUUGUCAUGCUUUGUAUUAGGAAGCAGUGUUCAGAGGGAAUCAUUCAGAUGUGCAGCUGUAAGAGUUAGGAAAAAGGUUUACCACUUGAGGCAUGUUGUUGAUUGCAUCAGUUGGCCUUUCAGUUUGAAAUCUGCAAACAAACAAAAAAAAUACACGCAGUAUAAGCUUAUCUUAAAACCUUUCAGGGUGUUUUUAUUUUAUUGUUUUAUUUUUGAGGGGGUGGAAUCAAAUGUGCCUUUCCUUUUAUAUACAGGGAUUCUAUCUAUAGCCAAGCCAAUGCCAUCAGCCUUAAGAGACUCUUCUUUAGCAUUCUGUGCCUUGAAACAGCCUCUUCUAGCUUUAAUUUUGUCACAGUCAAUUUAAAUGGGCAAUAAGAGUUCAGUAAUUAACUUCCCCCUCACCCCAGUCCUCUGGAGACAGGAUGAGUGUUUGCUUUUUGCAUGCUUUGCAGUGGAAAGGACGGUUGGGGGAGACAUUUUAUGCCCGGUUGCCAUUCAGUCAUUCACAGACUGUGCUAAUGUUUAAUAAGCAUUUUUCAUUAUCUUUGAUAGCUUGUAAUCCUGUAGUAACAUGGCUGCCUCUAUAUCCUCUCCUGGGAACACGGAAGGUGGGGUAGCGAUCUAUGUCUUCUAUUUUGGUGCUUACAGCACAACUCUGCAGACACUUAAGCCAACCUGUAACACUGGCAAUAAAAUAAUUCUUGUCUAUCUCUGUAAAAGACAGUUUGUUUUAUCUUGUAAUAAUGUAUGUGCUUUUUUAAAAAAAAAUACAAUUACCGAUGUAAUGAUGUCUGAAACACUUUUUAAAAGUGCUAUUUUUGUACAAAGAUUAAAAUAGUUUGGCUCCUUUGUAUACUGAUUACAAUUUUUUAAAAUGAAAGGAAUAAAGGAAGAAGUAUCUA
Molecule: messenger RNA, 10823 nt
Organism: Varanus komodoensis (Komodo dragon)
Lineage: Eukaryota; Metazoa; Chordata; Lepidosauria; Squamata; Varanidae
Gene: SP1
Product: Sp1 transcription factor
Exons: 6
Coding region: 1584-3773 (729 amino acids)
Biological process (GO): regulation of transcription by RNA polymerase II
Molecular function (GO): DNA-binding transcription factor activity, RNA polymerase II-specific; RNA polymerase II cis-regulatory region sequence-specific DNA binding
Source: RefSeq, a predicted model, not a curated record